Exophiala mesophila is the source of this 852-nucleotide messenger RNA. RefSeq lists its product as uncharacterized. The transcript is spliced from 2 exons. The coding region runs from base 1 to 852 and encodes 283 amino acids. Lineage: Eukaryota; Fungi; Ascomycota; Eurotiomycetes; Chaetothyriales; Herpotrichiellaceae. The record is from RefSeq and is a predicted model, not a curated record.
AUGAGACUCACCGCCUUACUUUCGAUCUUUCUCUUCUACUCGUCGGUCCUGUCCGGCCGUGUUGGGGACGAUCCAGACACGACCGUGCAUUCGACCACGACCCUUCAUUCUACUGUCACCGUCGGUCACUAUAACGGCCCAACCUCAAGACCUUGGGCAUUCCCCCUUGCCGGCGGAGGACCGAAAUGGCAAUGGAGAGGAUCUCACGGUUUUGGUAGCAGCAACCAUGCGGUUGGUGUCAGACAACGUGACGGUAGCAGCCAUGACCAUGAUGGUGAACAUAAGGUGGUGGAGAUCCAGGACUUUGAAGCCCAGCCCGUCAGCAAUGCAGCAAGAUCCAACUAUCGACCGGCACCCUUCUUUGGUCUACUCACAUCUCUGGUCAAGACCACAUUUGGGGCGAGCGUGCCGGAUGCCAACAGCUGUUCUGAAGGCGAUGAAGUCGCAAACCCUGCUGCCAGAGCGGACCUGGUGAAACGAUCGGAACAUGUGACCAGGAAAUAUCAUCACCAUCAUCAUAACAACACCGCAAUCUCUCUCAGACCACACAGAAUGUUCAGCAUGCUUGCGCCAUGGCUGAGCGUUGGGACAGCAUCACGGCAUAUGCCCGACCCUAGAACCGAGAAUGGCGGGUUAAAGGUCAAGAAUCGUGAAGUCGCCGAUCAUGAAGCCAGUGAAAAUGGACACUACGUCGGCCAAAAUGAUCACGCUGUCAAGGGAGUUGUCGAUGUGCCUUGCAUCAAGGUGGAGAGAGAUGUUGAUGCAGAGCAGAGCAAAAAUGCCAAUGAGGCUCUUGGACUGGGCAGUGCACUAGUUUCUGCAUGGGAAAAGGCGAAGGAGAUUUGGUCCUAG